AAUGACUUCCGUAAUGCGGAAUCAAUGCGUGUACUGUACUGCCACUGGCAUUAGCUACGUAGUCUGCCUAGCAGGCUGACUAUAGAAGCAAAACAAUCGUUCCUUCUGUCACUGGCACCUGACGGUCUCGAGUCUCGACGUAUCAAUUGCAUGGACUAUCUUCGCAGUUUUGGCUCUGCUGCGGUCUCGACUCUCGUGCAGAAAUCGGGGCUAAAUCUACCAUUCUCGUUGGGACCCAAGGUUUACUCUUGCGAGACAUUUUGGACCUUGUACGACGCUACGAAACGGGAAGAUGGCAGUCUGGUCUCGGUCUUUGAGUAUGAUCUCACUCACCCGCUCAAUAAAUCCACUAUACCUCUCGCCCGAAACUCCCUCCGAAAGCUGCGCACCAUACGACAUCCUGAUGUACUCAGAUUUAUCGAUGUCGUAGAGUCUGAUUCAGCUAUUUGCAUUAUGACCGAAAGAGUCCGCCCUCUUCCUCUCGCGUUAUCCAACUCGUCCUCCAAUGUUCCACGCGAGCGAGAGGACUGGCUUAUUUGGGGACUACACCGGAUUUCAGUAGCUCUUGCGUUUCUGAAUGACUCUGCUUCUUCCACCCACGGGAAUGUCCGUCCGAAUGCCAUCUUCAUCACCCCUUCAGGAGAGUGGAAGUUGGGAGGCUUUGAGGUGUUGAGUAAUCCAAAGGACGAUCUUUCUGUUAUAUAUACCAUGGGCGGCCUGAUGCCAGACGCUAUGGCUUGCGCGCCCCCAGAAGUCAAGAAGGAGGGCUGGUCCGUCCUCAGGGACGUCCCAAUAUCAGCUGCGGAUGCGUAUGCCCUCGGCCUGCUUUUACAUUCCGUCUUCAAUCCCACCCACCCUCCUCCACCAACUGCUCAGCCGCCUCAUCCACCACCUCAACCCUCUUCCAAAGGUGCCAUACCCUCGUCCGUCUUCCCCUCCUUCAAAAAGCUCCUCAACCCGAACCCCAAAUUACGGAUGUCACCUAAGAACCUCCUAGACAUCGGGAUGACAGAGUCAGAUGGGGAAGGUCAUGGAUUUUUCGUACAUAAUCGGCUCGUCAAGGUCUGCGCUGGACUAGACGGUUUUACUCUGAGUAGUGAAUCUGAUAAGGCAUCAUUGCUACGGACGCUGAAAGAAUCCGGUUCUUCCUUCCCCCCUGAAUUCGUCUCCUACCGCGUUCUCCCUUGCCUCGUCUCCGCGCUCGAGUUCGGUGGUGCCUCAGCAGCAACUAUUGUCCCUCUCGUCCUCCAAUUCGGCAAGAAUGUUGCGCCUGAUGACUAUAGCUCGGUCAUUGUUGCUCCUCUGGUCAAGCUAUUUGCCAGCGCUGACCGCGGCACACGUAUCGCGCUUCUCGAUAGUCUCCCCGACUUCGCCGAGAAGCUGGAUAAGAAGACUGUCGUCGAUAAGAUUUGGCCAAAUCUGCAAACUGGCUUCACUGAUACAGUUGCCGUCAUUCGAGAAGCCACCGUCCGUGCUGUCGUCCUACUGUCUCCCAAGCUAUCCGACCGCAUACUCAACAACGAACUACUUCGCCACCUUGCUCGCCUCCAAUCAGACCCAGAAGCUUCCAUCCGCACGAAUACCUGUAUCCUUAUCGGUCGCCUGGGUCCUUCACUCGGGUAUAACACCAAACGUAAAGUUCUCGUUCCUGCGUUCAGCAUGGCGCUCAAGGAUCAGUUUGUCCACGCUCGUGUGGCGGGAGUUAUGGCGUUCAUGGCAACUGCGGAGUGCUUCGAGGUGGAGGACGUGGCUGGCAGAGUUGUCCCCGCUGUUGUAGGGGCUACGCUGGAUAAGGAAAAGUUGGUCCGUGACCAGGCCUUCAAAGCCGUCGAGCUUUUUAUCAAACGUUUAGAAGCUCACGCUUCGACUAUGCCGGAAACAGCAUCCACAGAAGAGGGCGAGAACGAUCUACCCGCAAGGCUUCCGGGUGCAUUCACCCAGGCUGGCCUUGUGAAUUCAGCGACGGGCGCAGCAGCCGCUCUCACAGGGUGGGCUGUAUCGUCCCUUGGUAAAAAGCUUGCCCCUGCCGAUUUGCAAACAACAAUGACAAGUACUAUUGACGGAUCGACAUCAGCACCAACUAUCAAUGGCCACAAUAGUCCUCUAUUUCGUCCCCCUGCCUCAUCUGCUUCUCCCUCAGGGAAUCCAUCAAGAGGCAAAGGUCUACAGCUGGGUGGAAAUAAGGCCCCGCCUUCAGCGCUUGCUGCACAGCUCGCUGAAGAGGCCGCUAACGAGACAGGGCAAGGCAGUAAUCGUUUGUGGAACGACGAUUUAAUCGAUAUCAACGCUGAUGAAGGAGAUUGGAGCGUGUUUGAGAGCGCUCCAGCUAUUAUAGAACCAAAGCCCAUGUCUGCAACCAAUGGUCUAGGAUUUGGCAUAUCAUUACGAGCCAGUUCUCCGCCUAUCGAUGAAUGGGGCGCGAUGGCAUCAGCUUCUCGAUCUACGAGUCGCUCGCCUGAUCCAUGGACAUCGCCACCCUCCCAAAUCUCACGUGCGCUCUCACCACAACCCCGCAGGUCCAUCGUACCAGCAUUCUCCCCUGCUUCAAGCGCUAGAUCAACACCCGUAUCAUCCCCUCGACCUCUCCCAAAUACUGCUGACUCCGCGCAGCCUACCAACAUGGCUGGUUUGUCUAAGGAGGAGAAGGCGGCAGAGAUGGCGAGGAGGAAGGAGGAGAGGCGUUUGCGGAUUGAGAAGCUAAAGGAACAGAAAAAGAAUGCUGCUGCCGCUGGAAAGGCUUGAGCAUUGAGUGAUUGUCGUUGCUGUUGCGUAUAGUACACCGCCCUCAGAGUAAUCUUACAUAUUGGGCUGGGUAUCAAUCCUGUGUUGUUGGUGGAUGUAAGUGCGGACCGCUCGACCGGCCGUACAUUGAAUUCUCAGUGAACGGCUUCUACAAGUACAUGAAACUAUGUUGAGUAGAAUGGACA
This is a messenger RNA of Suillus paluster, 2927 nucleotides long. RefSeq lists its product as uncharacterized. The coding region runs from base 151 to 2742 and encodes 863 amino acids. Gene Ontology annotation, cellular component: cytoplasm. Gene Ontology annotation, molecular function: protein kinase activity; ATP binding. The record is from RefSeq and is a predicted model, not a curated record. The transcript has 14 exons. NCBI's taxonomy places the organism in Eukaryota, Fungi, Basidiomycota, Agaricomycetes, Boletales, Suillaceae. Gene Ontology annotation, biological process: tRNA export from nucleus; protein phosphorylation.